This is a messenger RNA of Eimeria tenella, 2892 nucleotides long. RefSeq lists its product as uncharacterized. Lineage: Eukaryota; Apicomplexa; Conoidasida; Eucoccidiorida; Eimeriidae. The record is from RefSeq and is a predicted model, not a curated record. The coding region runs from base 1 to 2892 and encodes 963 amino acids. The transcript is spliced from 4 exons.
AUGCUGCCUCCCUCUUGCUGCUGCUACAAUGCAGAAGUGCUGUGGGGCGGCUGCGGAGAGCUACUGCCUCCCGCCAGCAGCAGCAGCAGCAGCUGCAGCAGCAGCGACCGAUGGUCCCUGACUGGCCGCAGCAGCAACUUCCCCUUCUGCUACUUCUCUCGCCCGCCCCUCAACCAGCUAAGGCUGCAGCUUUUCUCUGUGCAGCAGCAGCAGCAGCAGCAGCAGCAGCGGGAAGCCGAAGACCUCGUGGCGGUGUGCUCGCCGACCGGCACGUUGUGGCUGUUGCGGCUGCUGCAGCAGGAUGAGCACCAGCUGCCACAGCAGCAGCAGCAGCAGCAGCAGCAGCAGCAGAUGGCAGAGAUUGUGGGGUGCGCACACUUUGCUGCUGCAGCAGCGCCAGUGGAAGUUAAGGCGAGGCCCGACGGAGGGAUGCUGCUGGUGCGGGCUGUGGAGAGGCUUGUUGCUGUCCGCAUUUCUAGCAGCAGCAGCGCAGCAGCAGCAGCAGCAGCUGCUGCUGCUGCUGCUGAUGGCGAAGAAGCUGGAUCAGAAGCAGACGCUGGCAAAGGCGAAGCUGCUGAGCCCAUAGAGGCAGCAGAUGCUGCAGCAGAAGCAGCAGCAAGAGCUGAGCCAAGUGCGAUGGCUGCGGAAGCAGCACCGGAAGCAGCAGCAGCAGCUGCUGCAGCAGCAGCAGUAGAGGCACCGGCCCGUGAACAAAGAAAGAGGCUGAGAGAUGAUGGUGGGGAGCAGCAGCAGCAGCAAACAGAGCUCAUCUUGCUGCAGCAGCAGGAGGACACGCAGCAGCAGCAGAAACAGCCGCAGAUGCAGCACCACUUGAGGGCUGCUGAUACCAAUGGCUGCUGCAGCAGCAGCAGCAGCAGCAGCAGCAGCGAUAUGCCUCCAGAAGACGGAGAGAAGAGCCCCAGCAGGAAGCGGAGGCUGGGACAUGCAGACGUCUCCGGGCUUAUUGCAGCAGCAGCAGAUGCAGCAAGUGUUGCAACAGCAGCAGCAGCAGAUGCAGCAGCAGCAGCAACGACGGCAGGCGAUACAGCAGCUUCUGCAGAAGCAGCAGUGGCUGCUGCAGACGCAGCAGCAGAGGAUGUGACUGCAGGCCGGAUGACAGAAGCAGAAGCUGCAGCAGCAAAAGAAGCAGCUGAAGCUGCAGCAGCAAAAGAAGCAGCUGGGAGCGGCGCAGCGGCAGGAGCAGCAAAAGCAGCAGCCGCAGCAGCAGCAGUAGGCAACGAAGCAGCGGCGGCAGCAAUGACCGCAGCGCCAGAAGCAGCAGCAGAAGGCGCAGAAGCGGGGGCCGCAGCAGCGACAGCAGCAGCAGCAUCAGCAGACGGCGCAGCUGCAGGAGCCGCAGCAGCGACAGAAGCAGCAGCAGCAGCAGCAGCAGCAGCAGAGCAGCAGCAGCAGCAGCAGCAGCAGCAGCGGCAGCAGCAGCAGGACAAGCCGCCUUGGGCGCAGCCGGCGCACAAGGAGGAUCAGCGGACGGCGCCGAACUCGCAGAAGCCGCAGUUGAAGCAGCAGCAGCUGCAGCAGCAGGAGCAGCAGCAGCAGCAGCAGGAGAGUCGGGAGAGGAGGAAGGUGUCGCAGGACCGCGUGCAGCGGGAGAAGUACACGUGCUGCUGCUUCAGCAGCAACAGCAGCACGGAGCAGCCGUCCAUUGCUGCUGUUGCUGCUGACCGCGGCAGCACCACUGGACUCUACAUGGUGGAUGUUGCUGCUGCGCAUGCAAUAGAAGCUGUUGUGUUGGCCCUGGAGACCAGCAAGCUGCAGCGGCUGCUGCAGCUGCAGUGGGCGCCGCGGAGCUGCUGCGGGCUGCCUGGGGGCGUGAGCGCCGCUGCUGCUGCUGCUGCUGCCUGCUGCAGCGGCGACGUCAGCAGCAGCAGCACCAGCAGCAGCACCCUCGUCGCCCUCGAGAGGCGCCAGGGGCUGCUGCUGCUGCUGCAGCCCAAACGCCGCAGCAUUUGGAAUUUGCUGCACCCGGACUUCGAAAGAAUUGAAAAAAAUGUCGAAGUCGUGGAAGGCCCCACGGAGUUCGACGCUGUACAGACACCGCAGCAGCAGCAGCACACGCCCCUCUACGCAGCCCUGCGGCGCUUCAUCGCCAGCAGUGACCCCAUCAGCGGGCUUCCCUGCUGCAGCCCGGCCUUUUUGCUGCCGCCUGUGCAGGGGCCCCCGCAGGCAGCAGCAGCAGCAGCAGGGCCGCUGCUGUGGAGCUGCUUCGAGCCGCUGUCUGCUGUUGCUGCUGCUUACGCUGCAGCAGCAACACUCACAGACGAAGACGGAGAGACGCAGCUGCAGGACCUUGCGGCUGCAUUUGCCCGAACGCUGGAGGGGACAGCAGCAACAGCAGCAACAGCAGCAGCAGCAGCAGCAGCAAUGGCAGCAGCGAAGGCUGCGCAGGCUUCUUUCUACCCUUCUGUUUCGUUCUGGGUGCAGCACCCGAUUUGGGGGGACCUAAUGCGGCUGCACGAACUGUGCGCAGACCCCGCAGCAGCAGCAGCAGCAGCAGCAGCAGCAGAGCGGCUGCAGCAGCAGCUGCCGCGAACAAGUGCAUUUUCAGCCCGCAGCGAGUGGCUGCCAGGGCCCACUGGGGGCCCCCCGGGGCCCCCGCAAGCAGACAUGGCCGUGGACGGGGGCAGCAGCAGUGCUGCUGCUGCUGCUGCUGCUGCAGCAGCAGCGCCGCCCGAGGGGGCCCCCCAGAAGUCUUUAAAGCAGCAGUUUCAAGAAAUAAUCUGCAGCAGCCGAGCUAGGUACGCAGCGCGAAUGGCGGGGCGAGGAAGGACGCUGCAGCCGCCGCUGCAGCAGCAGCAGGCUUUGCUGCUGCACUGCAGCAGCGCCCACGAAGGCAGCAGCAGCAGCAGCAGCUUGUUGCAGCAGCAACAGUGA